GAACCCCGUCCCUGGCCCCGGUUCCCCAUUGCCUGCCGCCAGCCGCGAUUUUUUGGUGACGACCUCUGAAAGAUCACGACGACGCCGCGCCCAGAAAGAACCGCGAGUUGCUGGGGAGACACCAACGUACAUACAUACACACAACAUCCACGAUGCUACGCCAAUUACCACUCCGAGCAGCAACAGCUGCCCCCAGCCGGCUGCUCCUCCGGCCCUCGUCCUCCACCGCCGCAUCCGCGCGCCUCCUCACCACCGAAGCAGCAACACCAUCAUCAUCAUCACAGCCCACGCCGCCGGCCCCCUCGUCCCCUCCCUCCCCACAACAGGGGUCAAAGCAGCUCUCCUACCUCGUCGAGCGCACCGCGUCAAGACACCUCUCCGUCUACAACGACGCCCGCGCCGGCGGCACCAAGAAGCAGACGGUGGUCAAGAAGAUCGUGGGGGACACGAGGGCCCUGCGGGACGAGCUGGUCGAGGAGCUGCGGUUCCCGAGGGACGAGGUCAAGAUCAACCCCGUCACGAACCACAUAAAGAUAAAGGGCUUUCACGCGGACAAGGUGCAGAAGUGGCUCGAGGCGCGAGGGUUCUAAGGUGUUCUCAUGUGAGAGGGAGGGGGCAGGAUUACAAGCAAGCAAGCAAGCACCAACCCAACAAGGAGCCACACACAUAUCCUUGGGUGUCAUUAUCAGCCUUGGAAGACGCCCCGCCACAACACACGUUCGGUUGUAGCAGAAAGGCUGCCGAGGGGGCUGUACAAUAUGUUGCAAUAUACCCACGAUGAAGAAGAACGCAUCUACGACGACGGAACAGGGUCACGCCAUGUCAUGUCACGUCUUGUCAUGCUGGCUUCGAGCGCAACGCCCCGCCUCUUCUGUAGGUAGGUAGGUACUGUUGGGCUGUCUGGCUCGGCCUGACCACUGGCAGUUCCCCCCAGCCUAAAGGUGUCGUCAGGUGUACAGGCAUAGGGGGUUGAGUCUGUCGCCAUGUGUUCCAUAUAUUCCAGAGGGAGGCUCAACCCGCGCCCUCGGAAAUCCCAACCCACAUGCAUACACUGUCGCAAGUGCCAACGUGGUCUACAAACCCCAGUUGCCCUUGACCGAACAACUCAAAAAAAUAAAAUCGGGACAGUUGCCAUUAAUUGAUUGUACCUAUCCCCGCGCGGUAACAAACCCCGUUACCAGUUCAUUGAUCAAAGUCCCGAGCAAAAAAGGAGGCCUGUCUGUCCGUCAUCAGACACAUCAGAUCAGCCCUGUCCUUGCCUUGGGUCGGCGAUGCGUUCAUGUCGCGCGCACUCCCUCCCUUGCCCCUGGGCCAUUUCGUAUGGGCGCAACCAGCGCAGUCGUGGGCAACGCCUCGUACGCUCGUUCGUUCUCCCACAGGUUUCCUCUCCAUCUUCUUUCUUUGGGUGGGGGGCUCUUUUUCUUCCUCCUCUUCCUUGCGAAUCGUCUCGACUUCCGCAGCCAUUUUCUUUCUUUCAAGGUCAAAGAACAACGCCCAAGGCAGAGGUGCUCCCUUACCUCCGCUCUUGUCCACCCCGUAGAGUAGGUAGGCUCCUGAUAUCCUCAGGUAUUUCCGGCCACUGUGAUCCGGCGGGCCUCAUCAGGCCCGGCACCGGCACGAUCAAUCAACAAGACAACAACAAGACCCCAGCGAGAG
Messenger RNA from Diaporthe batatas, 1656 nucleotides. Its product is annotated as mitochondrial 54S ribosomal protein IMG2. Gene Ontology annotation, molecular function: structural constituent of ribosome. The transcript is spliced from 3 exons. Gene Ontology annotation, biological process: translation. The record is from RefSeq and is a predicted model, not a curated record. Lineage: Eukaryota; Fungi; Ascomycota; Sordariomycetes; Diaporthales; Diaporthaceae. The coding region runs from base 153 to 590 and encodes 145 amino acids. Gene Ontology annotation, cellular component: mitochondrial large ribosomal subunit; ribosome.